AUGAAUUCAAAUAAUUUAUUAAAAGUUUUAAUUGGUGGGGCUGCAGGUGCCAUUGUGUAUUGGGUGAUGAAAAAGACCGAUGAGGAAGAUGCACAGUACCGUGAGACACUACAACAAGAGAGAAACAACGCUGGUCCUCAAGCCAAUCGGAGAUUGCGAACACUCUCCAACUCAUCGUUGCUCGAGAAUCAAAAUGUUGCUGGCAACCUAAUCGAUCUCCUACAGAACACGCUGAUCGAGUAUAUACUUGGACAGGACACACAUCAUGUCAUCACGAUCGACAGCACUGCAACACUCGACUACGCACUGAUGCGUAUGAAUGAAUCGAACGUAUCAUCACUACCGAUUGUAGAUCUACAGAACAAGCGAUACAUCGGUAUGCUUUCGAUCAUUGAUGUAUGUUCGUACCUCGGUGCACACAACCCAACCGAAGUUGCACCAAACACCUCUGUUGCUGAAGUAUUAAAAUAUAAUAGAGAACCAUUCCUUCCAUUAUAUGUUAAUUCACCUAUUCAAUUACUCAUUCAUAUUAUGACACAAAAAGUACCACAAGUUGCAAUUAUGUCGAAUGAUACUAUUGUAGUAGAUAUAGUAUCAAGAUUGAAUGUUAUCAAAUUUAUUUAUGAAAAUAUAGAGGCAUUAGGAUCGAAAUCAAACUAUUCAAUUGCAUCAUUGAAUUUGAUGUCUAAAUCAGUUUGUACAAUUAAAUCCUCUGAAAAGGUUAUCGAUGCCAUCAACAAGUUGAAUAGCGAUCAAGUUACAGAGUUGGCCGUUGUUCAUCCAGAAACUGGUUUAUUAGUAGGAAGUUUCAGUGCAAGUGAUUUAAGAAAAUUAUCAAUUUAUACAUUCAAUAGAUGUUAUGAACCUAUUUCAUCAUUCAUAAAAUUAAGAGAGGAUAUCGAUGAGAAUCAAUUGAUCAAUCCAUCUUCAACACUAAGAUCGACCAUUAGAAAGAUGGUUGAACACGAAGCACCAAUUCUCUGGGUGGUCGACUCUCAAAUGAAACCAAUCUCAUGUGUAUCACAAUUAAAGCAAAAAGAUAGAUUUUUGUCAUUGGCAUUGGAUUUAAUUGAAUUGGAAUUAUUGGAUUUUUUUUGUUUUUCAAUUUACACAUUUAAAUCAUAUGCAACAACAACAACCAAUUACCAAGAAGGAAGUUGUUGUUUAUCUAAAUAUUUAUAUAGUAAUUCAAACAAUAUAACAAUAUAUGAAUAG
Messenger RNA from Heterostelium album PN500, 1215 nucleotides. RefSeq lists its product as uncharacterized. The transcript has 6 exons. Bases 1 to 1215 code for a protein of 404 amino acids. Lineage: Eukaryota; Evosea; Eumycetozoa; Acytosteliales; Acytosteliaceae. The record is from RefSeq and is a predicted model, not a curated record.